AUGGAUUCUCUCGACAAGCUGAAGAACUGGAAAGAACGCGUGAAUUGGUGGGAGAAGGUCAGUACACCACUGGAUAGACUCUACAAUGCUCCAAGGUCAACUGCACCUGGCAACGAUUCUGUUGGCGUGACCGAACCUGGAAGGUUCUCGACGUUCUCUUCACUAUCCAUUAUCAGUCCAUUAUCGGAGACAACGCUUCUGGAGCAGUUUACGAACACUAUACAGCCUCUCAUCAGUCUUUUAGAUGAGAUUUCAGAGGUGCAUGAUUUCGUCAAAGCGGCUCUCGCGCCUUUCAAAGCUGUUUACGCGACGGAGAAGAAGAGGAGGGAGAACAAUAAGCGAAUAAUGCUCCUGUUCUUGGAUAUGAGGGACAUGAUGGGAAUGAUCCUACAACUGAUCGAUGUACCUGUCUUCCAUUCAUCUACAUUCAGAGUCAGCGAUAUCUCCGACCAAGAGAUAGCCUCACGCCGCGAGGACCCGAGGCUGGGAGACUACAUACAAGACCUCAUGAAGAGCAUCGGGGACGAUAUCACACACGCGUAUAACGUCUGCGAGGCCUAUCACAACAAGUCUCUCAUUUCGAAGGCCUGGCACGCUGAAUCGUGGAUUGGAAAGCUGGCGAAAUGUAGUCAGCAUUUUAGGAAGCAAAGGGAGGCGCUGACUAUGGCGCUUACCGCUCAUUCGGCACAUGGGGUCGAUGAGACCGUUCGUCGUCUGCGUACACUCGAGGAUAGACUCGACGUCUAUUUCAUGCAAGUUCUCCGGAGCCUUCCUGCCGAUGGCGAAGUCGAAAUCAACCACCGCAUUGACCUCUACCCAGGUGGACGCAGAGCACUGCAGAAAAACGACAGUGCCCUAGAGGCUCUACUUGCUUUGGAGGAGAAGGCUGGUUCCGUCGAUAUUCAGUCGGGCGCAGUCGGAUCGGCUCUUGAUCGGACCAGGUUGCUGCAGGAGGCCCGUCCAGAUGCGGAGAGGAGGAAGCAGAGAUUGAAGGAGUUGCGCGACGAUCUGAAGACGGAUGUCCAGACAGUGAUCGAUGCGAACUUUCAGGUUUUCGAGGGAAAAUUGAGGAUUCAGUUGGCAAGGAUUGAAACAAACGUAGGGGAGACUGUUGAGCGGGUCGGGGACCGGGUUAUUGAUAAGUUGAGGGGAGGGCCCGCGGACCAUAUAACUAAUCCAGACAUGUACAAUGUUUGGACGUACAUGGGGUGGAGAGCUAGCGUAAAGGGUAGCCAUUUCGUUCUCGCUCUCAAAGACUACUACCACGAUACCGCCAGAGACCUUAUCACUUCUCCCGGCGGCCCGAUUACUACCUCCCCUCUUGUGUCUCCAACCUUCGAGGCUGUGCUAUCGGUACCCGGCCUUCACCGCCGUGGAAGUUCGUUCCAUGAUGAGUCUCGCGGCUUGUCUGCGUCGAGUGCCGCCAAGAUCCCUCGUGCGAGCAUCGAUCCUGCCGACUACUGGACGGUCAAGUACAUACGUGUCGAUAGGCUGAAGCAUAUCCUCGAUGCUAUCGAUACGGAUGCCUCUGGGUUCAUCACUGUCCAUGAGCUAAAUCACUUCACACAAUCGAGGCCGAGAGACUGGAGCCUUCUCAAGUGGAUCGCAUACUGGGCUGUUGGAUGGGAAGCAUCCCUCAUCAAGUAUUACAAGCAGAUCCGACGCAUCUUUGGUCAGAUGAUGGCCACUCUCCAUCGCGUCUUACCGGAUAAUCGUCACUUCGUCGAUGGAUACCUGGAUACGUCUUGGAGCUCGACCAUGUCAAUCGUGAUGAGCCUGUCGGAGAGCUCGAGCUUGGAAACAUCGGUUGAGGAACACUUCGUAGAUUAUGUCGCCAGCGAGGAAACGCGUUUGGAGGACAGCUUAGAGCAACUGGAGUAUAACGUCAAGGACACUGAUGCUGUUCGGUUCUUGGUUGAUGGUCCCCUGGAACGGUCAUUACUCCCACUCCUGUGUAUCCUUUUGCAACGCCAUCUCGAAAUAGUCAGGCUGGCCACGUACUGUAGCGUUUGGCCCUCAGAUCUCAAAAGAGCACUGUCAAAUGCAUCGGUAGCUAUCCGCUCCAUCGCUGGAGAGCAUUGGCUCCGUGCGCGGGAUGUUGCAUCCAACUUCGAUCAUCACAGGCGAGAUCGUGCUCAGGAAUUUAAGCUCUUUACUUGUGGCCUGUAUCAGAACGCACUAGAAGGAGCGAGGGUCUUCACUACAGCUCGCCUCGUGGAACUAGAUGAUACGCACGAACGUGAAUGUCAAGAUGUGCCCAAUAUAAGUGUCCUUGCCUCUCCUGUCAUCAGGCUGACACCGAUCAGUAGCUCCGGACUAAGACAUUCGACGGAGCAUCUUCGCGAGGUGUUCAUGACUGGACUCCGGAGCGAGCACGUAUCGUCUGAUGAAGAUUCAAGUUCUACUACAGAUGAGUCAGAAAUCAAGACGUUCAGCUUCGCGGUGUCUGAACCUACGAAUGGACACGCAUUGAAGGAUGAGAUUAUGGGUGAUUGGUCCGGAUAUAUCUCCUUGAAGGGCCAUACCGAGAUCGAACACUACGUUUUCCAACCCGUGGGGACAAGCCGCUUCAAAUGCGACGGGAGAGCGUAUAACGGCGACCAGUUCUCCGUAGUAGGGGCAUACUCCCUGAUGGCUGGAAAGGUCCACAUUCGCUUCGACAAGACAUACGCUGAUGAGGACCAUUACUAUCCCCAACAUUAUGGUGGAAUUCUUGACUUGCGCUCCGGGGAUUUCUCUGGCAUUAUAAGGUCAAUAACCUCUUUGGGAUCCGCUUCUGCCAGUACCCUUGGAUCGACGCCGCACGACACUUCCGUGGAUUCAGUUGCGUUCUCGUUCAGACACGUAGGGCCAGAUGUAGUGCGCCACCGCCCACCCACGGCAGAGUUUAACGCCAAUAGGACCGUUGCAAGUUGGAAGUUUGCCCUUAAUGCUGUCACGGAUCAAGUUCGGGAGACGCUGCAGCCGUUGAGAUACCUGGAGGAGAGGGAGGCAAAACGUAGCAAUGGGGUCCAACUCCUUGUGAAGCGUGCCGUUUACAGUGAUGAGACGACGGCUGGAGAGAGUCUUUUUCGAACUCUUCUACCAGAGGAUACGAGGGCCUGCUGGUCCCGUUUUAACAUGGCGCACAAAGAACUCAUGGAGCGCUACCCUCGCCACUCGCCCCAUACGCCAGUUCAUUCGUUACUCCGAAUUCCGUAUGUUAUGCACUUGGGUAUGGAGGCGAGUGUUUUAGAGCGUGCGAGGGCGGGGAUUGUACGAGCUGGAAAGGUUCUCGAUGGAGAGAAGCGAGGAGAUACGUCUGCAAGUAUCGAGCAGCGACUCGCUGCUUUCAAAGAAAGCACCGAGAGUAAGCUUGAGAGGAUCACGGAGGGGUAUGAUGAGGGACUGAAACUCAUACGAGAAGAAAUGAUUACGGGAAUGCAGGCCAUACGUGAUGAAGUUCAGUGUAGACUAGAGCGCAUCGAGAGCCUGCUUGUGGAGAAGAUGGUAUAA
This is a messenger RNA of Stereum hirsutum FP-91666 SS1, 3495 nucleotides long. RefSeq lists its product as uncharacterized. The record is from RefSeq and is a predicted model, not a curated record. The transcript is spliced from 17 exons. Bases 1 to 3495 code for a protein of 1164 amino acids. Gene Ontology annotation, molecular function: calcium ion binding. Lineage: Eukaryota; Fungi; Basidiomycota; Agaricomycetes; Russulales; Stereaceae.